Molecule: messenger RNA, 2121 nt
Organism: Chiroxiphia lanceolata (lance-tailed manakin)
Lineage: Eukaryota; Metazoa; Chordata; Aves; Passeriformes; Pipridae
Gene: PSMD8
Product: proteasome 26S subunit, non-ATPase 8
Exons: 8
Coding region: 16-900 (294 amino acids)
Biological process (GO): proteasome-mediated ubiquitin-dependent protein catabolic process
Cellular component (GO): cytosol; nucleus; proteasome regulatory particle
Source: RefSeq, a predicted model, not a curated record
CGAUCCGGCGCAGUCAUGGCGGUGCCGAACGGGGCCGGGGCGGCUCUGGGGGGACCCGGCGGGGGUUUGGGGGGUCCCGGGGGGGGUCCCGGCGGUCCCGGCGGGGGCCUGAAGGCCGCGGCCGGACUGUACGAGCAGCUCAAGGGCGAGUGGGGCAGGAAGAGCCCCAACCUCGCCAAGUGCGGGGAGGCCCUGGGGAGGCUCAAGGUCGCCCUCCUGGACCUGAAUUUCCUCCCGACCUCGGGAUCCUCCAUGACCAAACAGCAGCUGAUCCUGGCCCGGGACAUCCUGGAGAUUGGGGCGCAGUGGAGCAUCCUGAGGAAGGACAUCCCGUCCUUCGAGCGUUACAUGGCGCAGCUCAAGUGCUACUACUUCGACUACAAGGAAGAGCUUCCCGAGUCGGCCUCCAGGCACCAACUGCUGGGGCUGAACCUGCUGUUCCUGCUGUCCCAGAACCGCGUGGCCGAGUUCCACACGGAGCUGGAGCGGCUGCCGGCCCCAGACAUCCAGGGGAACCUCUUCAUCCGCCACCCCGUGUCCCUGGAGCAGUACCUGAUGGAAGGGAGCUACAACAAAGUGUUCCUGGCUAAGGGCAACAUCCCAGCCGAGAGUUACACCUUCUUCAUCGACAUCCUGCUCGACACCAUCAGGGAUGAGAUCGCGGGGUGCAUCGAAUCCGCCUACGAGCGGAUCCUGUUCCCCGAGGCCGCUCGGAUCCUGUUCUUCAGCUCCCCCCGGAAAAUGACCGACUACGCCAAGAAGCGGGGGUGGGUGCUGGGCCCUUCCAACUAUUACAGUUUUGGGGGGAGGCAGCAGAAAACCGAGGACCCCCCGAUCCCCUCCACGGAAUUGGCCACUCAGGUCAUCGAGUACGCCCGGCAGCUGGAGAUGAUCGUCUGAAACACCCCAAAAACACCCCAAAACCACCCCAAAAUCAGCCCAAAACCACCCAGGUCAUCGAGGACGCCCGGCAGCUGGAGAUGAUCGUCUGAAACACCCCAAAAACACCCCAAAACUACCCCAAAAUCAGCCCAAAACCACCCAGGUCAUCGAGGACGCCCGGCAGCUGGAGAUGAUCGUCUGAAACACCCCAAAAACCACCCAAAAACCACCCAAAAACACCCCAAAAUCAGCCCAAAACCACCCAGGUCAUUGAGGACGCCCGGCAGCUGGAGAUGAUCGUCUGAAACACCCCAAAAACACCCCAAAACCACCCCAAAAUCAGCCCAAAAUCACCCCAAAACCACCCAGGUCAUCGAGGACGCCCGGCAGCUGGAGAUGAUCGUCUGAAACACCCCAAAAACACCCAAAAACACCCCAAAAACAGCCCAAAACCACCCAGGUCAUCGAGGACGCCCGGCAGCUGGAGAUGAUCAUCUGAAACACCCCAAAAACCACCCAGAAACCACCCAAAAACACCCCAAAAACAGCCCAAAACCACCCAGGUCAUCGAGGACGCCCGGCAGCUGGAGAUGAUCGUCUGAAACACCCCAAAAACACCCCAAAACCACCCCAAAAAUAGGCCAAAUUCACCCCAAAACCACCCAGGUCAUAGAGGACGCCCGGCAGCUGGAGAUGAUCGUCUGAAACAGCCCAAAAACCACCCCAAAACCACCCCAAAAUCACCCCAAAAUCACCCCAAAACCACCCAGGUCAUCGAGGACGCCCGGCAGCUGGAGAUGAUCGUCUGAAACACCCCAAAAACACCCCAAAAACACCCCAAAACCACCCAGGUCAUAGAGGACGCCCGGCAGCUGGAGAUGAUCGUCUGAAACAGCCCAAAAACCACCCAAAAACCACCACAAAAUCAGCCCAAAACCACCCAGGUCAUCGAGGAUGCCCGGCAGCUGGAGAUGAUCGUCUGAAACACCCCAAAAACACCCCAAAAACACCCCAAAAAUAGGCCAAAUUCACCCCAAAACCACCCAGGUCAUAGAGGACGCCCGGCAGCUGGAGAUGAUCGUCUGAAACAGCCCAAAAACCACCCAAAAACCACCACAAAAUCAGCCCAAAACCACCCAGGUCAUCGAGGAUGCCCGGCAGCUGGAGAUGAUCGUCUGAAACACCCCGAAAACCACCUCAAAAACACCCCAAAACUCCGAAAUCUGCCUUCGUUCCUCU